This is a messenger RNA of Centruroides sculpturatus (bark scorpion), 1189 nucleotides long. RefSeq names its product L-seryl-tRNA(Sec) kinase-like (gene Pstk). The transcript is spliced from 6 exons. The coding region runs from base 106 to 1143 and encodes 345 amino acids. The record is from RefSeq and is a predicted model, not a curated record. NCBI's taxonomy places the organism in Eukaryota, Metazoa, Arthropoda, Arachnida, Scorpiones, Buthidae. Gene Ontology annotation, molecular function: kinase activity; tRNA binding.
UUUUAAAAAUUGAAUAACUCGGAAAGUUCGACGUUUUUAAAAAAAUAAAAAUUCGUCACGCCCUCCGACGCUGAAGUAUUGCGUCACGUCGACGACAUUUAAGUUAUGUGUCGGAGUGCCGUGGCUUUGGUGUGUGGCCUUCCCGGAAGCGGCAAGACGUUCUUGAUAGAAAACGUCUUUCGACGUCUCGACGAUAAACGGUCUGAGAAAAAGAACCACGUCGAACUUAGCACCGAUUUUCUACCUUACGUUAACUUAUUUUGGAUUAAUUUCGACCGAUUGGUCUCCCUUUCCGUCCAGAAGGAACUGAUCAAUGAAUCUGGUGCUUGGAAGAAAUGUAGAAAAGAUAUAUUUUGUGCUGUUGAAUGUUUUUUUUAUCAUAUUCUUGGUUUAAAAUCAUCUUGUACCUCCCUUACUGACAAUGUAAAGAAUUACUUGGAAAAGUUAAUUCAAAUGAAUAGAAAAUCAACAACAUAUAACUGUAAUGUGUUCUUAAUUGAAGAUAAUUUUUAUUAUCAAAGUAUGAGGUAUGAAUGGUACCAACUAGCUAGAAAAUUACAAAUGGGAUUUUGCCAGAUUUAUUUGGAUUGUUCGAAAGAAACUGCUCUGUCUCAAAAUCUACAAAGGAAAGAAAGAGUUAGCGAUGACGCCAUUCUUUUAAUGGCCGAGAAAAUAGAAAUUCCAAACGUAAAUAUCAACAAAUGGGAGAAGAACUCCAUUAUAAUUAAUGUAGAAAAUGGACCGAGUGAUCAUCAUGUGUAUUCAAACAGGGACAAGGUUUUGGACGUUUUCGAUAAGGCUCUGACGAAUCCCGAGACUCCAGCCGUCGUCGACGACUCGAUGAAGGUGAACUCUCAAAAAAUAUGCUCGACGAAUGCCGUUCAUCAAAUCGAUUUAAUACUGAGAAGAUUAAUUAGUGAAAAAAUUCAGAGAGAACGUGUUUCUAAUACAGAUAGAGAAUCGUUAAAAACGUUUUCGACAUGCGUUGCCAGAGCUCGUCCAAAAAUAAUAGAAAAACUAAAACUGGGAGAAAUAAGUAUGAAUAAAGACAUACUAUUAGCUAUCGAGGAAGGAAGAGGAUUUGAUGUUAUUGUCAAGUUAAGAAAUACUUUAGAAUCAAUUUUAGAUUCAUUUAUUGAAUAAAUGUUGUGUGUAUUUUUGUUACAUUAAAAUAUUUUUACAAUUUGUA